CAUAUUUAGAUUUAAAAAAGCAUCUUACAGCUGGAACUUCAACAAACAUUGGGAAAUAGGUGAAAGACAAAAUGUAUUAUUACCACAGCACAGAAAAAUGUCAAAAUGUGAACUAAUACAUACUAUUACAUUGUGGAUUCAAAUGUUGUGAUCUAGUAGAUUACAGCGCUAAAGUUGCUUGAUGCCAGGUAAAGGUGUAGUAGCUCACCGAACCCAGCGUUCGCGCCUGCGCAGUACUCCUCCCGGCCAAUAGGGGCGCUGCAAACAACGCAGUGUAUUCAAUAAACCGUCAGCCAUCUGCCGCAGUCAGUUAGCUCCAGCGGGAAUGGAAAAUGGAGGACUGACCGUAGAAAGAACGAGGGCAUACCGACGGUAAUUCUACCGUUUAGAUCAUUCAGCCUUGUACUGUAACUCAUGAAAACUGCGGUGAAGCAUUUUGUUUUGUUUGAAGAAGCGCUCUGUUACCCAUCACAGCUGAACUGCAGACAUUCAUUUUGAAAGUAGUGAUUGACUCCAUCAUCUAUGGAGGCGAAUGUGAGCCCUGAGCUCUCUGAGCCAGAGCAGAGCCAGGACCAUAUGGAUAGCUGCUGUCAAGAUGUUGAUGAGGUGAAUAUCAAGCAUUCUCGAAUUGAGAGUGAUGAUGUAUCUAAAGAUCUGCUAGCAAAUCAGGACAAAACAUUAAAGGCCAACAUUGAAAUAAAGAAGACUUGGGGUUUUCGUCGAUCUACUGUCCUAAAAAGAGAAAUGCCACUUGAGGUAGCAACAAACAGCCCUGAGAACCGCGGUCCUGUUCGCCGUAGUUGUAGGCAGUCUAAACGGACUGACAAGCUAGAGGAAUUUCUUUUGACAACAAAAAGGGGGACGAGAAAGAGUGCCCCUCCCACUUUGGAAAGUGGAGACCGUCCUUCUCAAACUCCAACUGAUGCAGAGACCGCCUCAGAAGCCAGCUUUGAUGGUAAUGCUGACACAAAGACUGCAGAGGACAAACUAGAUGGACCAGAGAGGAGAACAAGAAGUAGCACAAGGAAGCAGACCCAAAAGAAAACUCAAGCCAGCAGGCAGACUAGAGGAAGUGGUGUAAUGACAGUCAAAGAUGAGGGAAGCUCUGAGAAUGAAGAAGACAGUAAAGAUGGUGCCAAGAUGGAUAACUUGCAUGAUAACAGCGAGGAAAAGAAAGACGAGAGCGAACCAGUUUCUGAAGAUAUGGGGAGCACCACUAAAGCACAAUCUCAGUCCGAGUUGGACUCGCAGAGUAAAGAGGUUGAUGAGGAGGAAGACGAACACCGAGAGACAAAUGACAAAAUGAAAACAGAAGAGACUGAUGCAGACAAGCCUACAGCAAUGCUGGUAAAACGUGGGCCAAUAAGAACUUACAUCAAUAAGAAGAAGGCAGCCAACAAGAAUGCAACACCUGUUAAAGCUCCUGUCAAAGACACUAAAUCUACCCAGGGUGGUGGAAAGACUUGUAUUUCCCAGAACAAAGAUGAUGAGGCUCAAGAUGAUGAUGACGAAGACGAUGACGAUGAUGGCUCUUCAGCAUCAUCUUCAUCAAUCGAGUCAGAUGAUGGAGGGUAUGACCCCAAUGCGCUUUACUGCAUCUGCCGUCAAAAACAUAACAAAAGGUUUAUGAUCUGUUGUGAUCGCUGUGAGGAGUGGUUCCAUGGAGAUUGUGUGGGCAUCACAGAGGCUCGUGGGCGCCUAAUGGAGAGAAAUGGGGAGGACUAUAUCUGCCCCAACUGCACUGCUAAGAAAAACCAAGUGGUCAGACCUGCGACAUCUGUUCUUUCUACAAAUACAGACUCUGGGAAGCCAAAAGCUGGUGUUACACUGACUGCUGUGACUUCUCCAAAUGAUAAAAGUAACUCAUGUGGUCCAUCGGCUGUUCAGACAACGGCAAUACCCCUGUCUUCCACAUCUACCGGUGCUGAAGAGAAGGUGGCAGAGGACCUUGGCAUCAAAGGCAGGAUAGAGAAAGCCACUAAUCCAACUGGGAAGAAGAAGAUAAAAAUAUUUCAGCCGGCAAUGUACCUGCCAGCUGAAUCAAAAGCAAAUCAGAAGGUAGCAUCAGCAGUGGAAAAGAAGGCAGCAAGCACAGCAGAGCAGAAAGCUCUACUAGAUGCAGAGCAGAAAGUUGCAUCAAAUGUGGAGGUGAAAACCACACCAACUAUGGAGGUGCCCGCUGAGAAAUCCAGGCAGAAUCCAGAGGAGGAGUCUUCUCUUCCCAAAUGUAUUGGACCUGGCUGUGAAAAUAACGCCCAGCCAGACUCCGUGUACUGUGGAAAUGACUGUAUUCUGAGACAUGCUGCUGCAGCCAUGAAGUCCAUCACUGAUGUCAAGGAACCCAAGCAGAAGGACAAGGCUAUGGCCCAGAAAACAAAGUCCACACCAAAGAGGAGUGCUGGCAGUGGGAAGAAGACCCAGAGGAAAACGCAGGAGGAGUCAGACACUGAGGAAGACGACAGUCCUGAUCCGGAUGAUGAAGAUGAGAAUGCUGAGGAGCAUCCACCUCCACCAGCCACUGCGUCCUGGUCCAGCGACCAUAAUUACAUUGCAGUAACACCUGAAAAGACUACACCCAUAUCACCAACAGUGUUAAACAAAAAGUCCCCUCCUAAAGAAGAGAAACAGAAUGAGAAGGAGCAGAAAGAGAAAGAGCCAGUCUCAGCUCCUGAGAAAUCUUCCUCCAUGUCCACAACACCAGUCAAAGGAAACAAGAAGCCCAUGACCACCAAACCAGCCAAGAUUUCCCCAAAAAGCAAGAAACCGUCCCUUCAAACCACAAGUUCAAAGACAUCUAAGAAGCCUGGGAAAGUGCUGAGUAUAACUGCUGCAAAGUCUAAGAAACCAGGUCCACCACCAGUCCAUUCGCCAUCACCCUUCCCUCCAGGCCCAAUACAUGUCACAGGAGCAUUAAGAGUCACCAAAUCCAACUUCACCAUCCCUAAGAAGCAGCCACAACAAAAGGAGUCUCCAUCCAAUACUCAUUCGUCCAAAGCCUCCAGAGUCCCAUCAUCUCCAGUCUCUUCCCCUCCCUCUAGCCACUCCUCAUCCUCCAGAGCUUCUCAUCCUUCAGCCUCAGCACCUGUGCCUCCCAUGCCGCCUCCCCCCAACAACCAGAUGAGACAGAACAUCCGCCGCUCACUCACUGACAUCAUCUUUAAAAGGGUGAGCGACAGCGAUGAUCUAAAAAUGAGCGAGAGUGAGGUGGGGAGGUUGGCUGUUGGCAUCGAGAAGGAAAUGUUUAACCUUUGCCUAAGCACCGACAGCAAGUAUAAGAACAAAUACAGGUCCCUCAUGUUCAACCUAAAGGAUCCUAAAAACAAAGGUUUGUUCUACAGAGUUGUGGGUGGUGAAGUAAGUCCCUUCAGACUGGUAAGACUAAGUGCUGAAGAAUUGCUUUCCAAAGAGAUAUCAGAGUGGAAGAAGCCCUGUGUUUCUGAGCCCCAGUCUCCCAGUAUCAGAGGCCAGUCAGGACAGUCCAGAUUCAGUAGCAGGCAUGACUCUGUGUCUCAUAGCGUGGAUAUGGAGGAUGCUCCACCAACAUCUGAUGCAGAUGACCAAGACGAUUCUGGCUCCACUCCAUUAAGUUCAGCUCAGUCCUCUGCUGCUGAUGUGAACAGCAGCAAUAACAUGCCAGAUGUUUUCAGCAGCAUGCUAAAAGAUACCACUUCGGAGCACAGGACUCAUCUCUUUGAUCUAAACUGUAAAAUAUGCACAGGUCAGAAGAUGGAAGAUGAGCCAGCAGCUAAGAAAGCCAAACUAGCCAAGAAGCCUGAACCCAAACCAAACGGACCUGACAUGCAUUCUUCAAAGCCAGGCGACAUCUCUCCUGUUGGCCAAUCACAGAUCCCCACAGUCUACCAACACCAAGACCCCUCCACCUCCCAGCCCUUAGUCCCUCCAUCGUUCCAGGCUAGCAAGGAGGCAACAAUCAUUGAACCUCAACCCCAGCUUUACCAAGAGGAUAUCAAUAUGUUGCCACCUACAACCCAGACCCCCUUGACUGUCACACCAACUGUUUCCUCUGUCAGCAUCACCCGCAGAGACCCACGCAUGGCCAGGCACAGCUCUGCUGUGACUGUCACUUACACUGCUCCAGAAAAAAACACCAACAACUCAAUGGAGCCAUUCACUUCAUCUGCCAGUGUUCCAGUGGAAGCAACACCCAAGGCAUCACUGCCAAUGCCACCAGCUCCACCAUCUUUACUGGCUGCUUCCAAACCUUCCAAAACAAGUACAACUGAUCCUCCACCUGAGGGUGAGACUGCAAUAUUCCUGCAUGGCCAAGAGAAGAUUUGGAAAGGAUUUAUUAAUAUGCAGUCAGUAGCUAAGUUUGUGACCAAGGCAUACCUGGUAUCAGGAUCCUUUGAACAUCUGAAGGAGGAUUUGCCAGAUACCAUUCAUAUAGGUGGAAGGAUAUCUCCAAACACAGUUUGGGACUAUGUUGGAAAGCUCAAAACCUCACUCUCCAAGGAGCUGUGUUUGAUCCGUUUUCACCCAGCCACAGAGGAAGAAGAGGUGGCAUAUGUGUCUCUCUUUUCUUACUUUAGCAGCCGGAAGAGAUUUGGCGUUGUGGCUAAUAACAAUCGGCGCAUCAAAGACCUCUAUCUGAUCCCACUGGGCUCAAAGGACCCAUUACCCUCCAAGCUGUUACCAUUUGAUGGGCCAGGCCUUGAACCAGCUCGCCCCAACCUUCUCCUGGGACUUCUCAUCUGCCAAAAGGAUAGAAAGCGAGCUGGUGCUCACUUAGAACCUGAGGACAAGCGCCCGAAGAUGCAAACCAAAGAUGCUGAUGACACUGGUCUUUUGAAGCCCUCCACUACAGUCAGAGCAGAAAAAAGCAUGCGGCAGAAUUUGGAAAUUCCCUUUAGCACAACACCUCCAGGAUCACCGCCAUCCAGCUACUCUGAGACUUCAAACAGCUCUGCUACAGCUUCCUCGGUUUUUUCUCUUUUGUCUUCUGUCAAAGCUCCAGCCACAUCAACUACCAGUGGCAAAGACUCGCCAUCCUUGGCAGCUGCUUCAUCUGCCCCAGCAGCCACCCCUCUUCAGACCAUCCUUGACACUCUCUUUCGGAAGAAAAAACAUGACUCAGAAGCAUCAAAUUCUCCAUCUGAUCAGGGUGGAGAAUGCUCCAUUCCAUCAGCUACAAUGCUAGAUCCUAUUGUGCAACAGUUUGCACAGAUUUCUAAAGAGAAAUCGAUGGAGGAGGAUGAAGAUGACCGUCCAUAUGAUCCAGAAGAAGAGUAUGACCCCAGUAUGGGCUACAAUUUGCCUAAGAAGCCUGUUGAGGUGCAAAGCAAACCUGAAGUUUCCCAUCAACCAGAGGGGGUAGCAAGUGAAUCUGAUGAUGUUGCAUAUGAUCCAGAAGAUGACUCUAUUUUUGAAGAUGUGAAGACACUAGUACCAUGUCAUGCUAAGCCAACAGCUGAAUGCAUAAGUGACCCACAAAUGAUUCAGGAAACAUUCCAGAAUCACGGAGAAUCAUCAGAAUCAAUGUCAUGCACAGAAACUCCGGGAUCCUCUGUGAUACCUUCAGACACACUGUUAUCUCAACCUACUAAAGCUCUUUUGGCCAGUAGUCAGCUCCUGCAGCUUGGCAAAAAGGUUGAGGAACUAGUAAAAUCAUCAUCUGUUACUCCUUUGAUCAACCAGAAGAGAGAUCCUCGACAGACCAGGGAUCCUCGACAGGCUGCACCUGGUAGGAAAUCAGCUGAUGAGUCCAACGAGAAAGAAGAGACAUCUGCUAUGAUGACCGAUUCGACUCUUCCUGGGCAGCCUGUGAUUCAGGAGGCUAAUGUAGCAGAUCUCCCAGAUGAAUCAAAAGGACCAGAGUCAUCACUGCCUCAAGAAGAAGUAAAAGGAGAGAUGCUGCCAUUCAUUGGAUCAGACAAGGCAGAGGAGGUAUCAAUUCCUCUAUUGGGAGAGGAGGUCGAUCCUGAUGUGGAUGUUAACUACAUAGAUGAGGAGGAAGUGAAAACGAAGCCCGAAGCAAAGAUGGAAACCGAAAUGGACAAAUACAGUAUUUGGCCUAAUGCUGCCAGUGUUUUAAAAUCUGCCGACAAUUCCGAGUAUGAUGAGGAUAGCCAAGACAGGCGAGUUACCAGCUACUAUAAUGAAUCUGAAAACACCACCUCAAUAACCACAAUCCCAGUACUCACUCAGAAUACAAUGAUUGAAACUCAUUCUCAUCAUAUGGCACAUCAUUUGUCAUCACCGGGCUUCGACAACGAGUACAGACCUCCAGCUGAUAUUCCCCCACCAACCAACUUCCCGCCGCCCCACCCGGUGCAGGGACAAAACCUGAUAAUGAGGCCUCCACCAAUGUCUAUGCCACCACCCAUGGAAGGUUUGCCUCCAAUGUCUGGGCCCCCUCCUAUGCAGAGACCCCCUCCACCUAUUCAUGUUCCUCCACCUGUACAUGGUCCUCCACCCAUGCCUGGUGACAGUAGUCAGCAGUAUAGACCACCACCUCCAGCUCCAUACCCACCAUAUCAGAACCAGUGGCCCAGUACCCAGCCUCCACAGCAGCAACAUCUUCCUGGACCACCACUGACUCAGAACAUCAUGCCACCAAGAGGACUACCACCCCCAUUUACGCCAAUGGCCCAAAGAGGCCCUCCCCCUCAAAUGUUUGAUCCAUCUAUUCCCCCUCAGCAUAUUGGACAGCAAGGCCCCCCUCCAAGCUUGCCCCCUCCGCCUGCGUUUGACAGACAGAACAACUUACCUCCACCGAGAUUCACUAGCCCCCCACCACCUUUUAAUUUCCCUGCAAACAGAGGCCCUCCUCCACCUUUUUCAGGGCCACCUCUUGCUCAUUUUGAUAGCCGGCUUCCGCCUCCUUCUAAUUUCCAAGGGCCUAGAGGUCCUCCGAUCUCUCAAUUUGGGGACCAUGGGGCUCAACCCUCGAUAUCAGACCAACCUCGAGGCCCUGCAGAACAGUAUAACAACGACAAUGCAAACUCUUAUAAACUUAGUUUGGAUCAAAACUCUCAUAUUUUUAAAGAAAGUCAGGCUCCCCUGCCAGGUCAAGCAUACCGGGGACCUCCACCUGCCCAGUAUGAGGAUAGAAGAGGCCCACCCCCUAGUGCAGAUAUAGGUGGACAACUGUUCCAUUCCCAUAACCAGUAUGGGAGCUCCAGACCACAUUCACCACCACUUCGAGGACCCUUUGAAGAACACCGAGGUCCCCCUCAAGAAAGUAGACCCCACCCUUCCCAGCUCUUUCCAGGGUCAGAUCGAUACCGCUUUGAUAGACUCCCAGAUGAGCCUAGGCCUGUUCGCCAUAGUGGACCAUUACUGCCAACCCCUCCAGAGGCUCCUAUAGGUCCUCCCAGUCGCAUUGGAGUCCACAGUCCGGACCUGCCCCCAGACGUCUGGCGCCAUCACUCUCCUGAAAUGAGGAGGAGGAGCAGCACCACCAGAGAAGACUCUGAACCUCAAAGUGGAGAUCGCUUUAGUCGUUUUGAAGUAGGGCACCGAGAAAUGGUGUCUGCCCCUCUGCAACCCCUGGAAGAAAAACUAAGAGAAAUGUCUGAGGACCGCAGAAGAGAUAGAGAAGUCCUCAACCCUGCCAGGCCAUCCUGGGACAGGGGCCAGGGAAAGCCCUGGAGCAGAGAGCGAGAUUGGGACAGAGGGAGAGAGAGGGAUCGGGAUCAAGAGCGCAGCAGAGAGCGGGAUCGGGAUCAAGAGCGCAGCAGAGAGCGGGAUCGGGAUCAAGAGCGCAGCAGAGAGCGGGAUAGAGAUCAAGAGCGUAGCAGGGAGAGAGACCGCGAUCGAGAGCGUAGCAGAGACAAGGACCGCGAUCAAGUGCGCAGCCGAGACAAGGACCGGGAUCCAGAACGCAGUCGAGACAAGGACCGGGAUCCAGAACGCAGUCGAGACAAGGAUCGCGAUUCAGAACGCAACAAGGACCGCGAUCCAGAGCGCAGUCGAGACAAGGACCGCGAUCCAGAACGCAGCCGAGACAAGGACCGCGAGCGGGACCGCAGCAAAGAAAGAGACCGUAGCAAAGGGAAGGAUGACGACAAACACAGGGAGCUGGAGGGAGAGCGACAUAAGGAUCAGGAGACAGACAAGAGGAGAGACAGGGCCAGGGAAAGGGAUUCUGACAGGAGAGACUAUGAUCGUGACAGAACAAGAAAUAGAGAGCGGGAACGCGAUCGUGAACGAGACCGAGACAGAAGACGGGACAGAUCCAGAAGCAGAGAGCGUGACCGGGAGCGGGGAAAAGACCGUGGAAGAGACAGGGAAAGGGAGAGAGAUAGAGACCGGGACAAAGACAGAGAUCGUAGGGACAGGAGCAGAAGCAGAGAAAAGAGAGAGGAGAAAAAGGAAAAUACACAUGCAUCUAAGGACAAUGAAAAAACUGCGGAAAAGGACAAACACACAUCCUAGUUUGUGUUUUAUGGACACUAUUACAGUUUUGAAAGACCCUUAAUCUUCCUCUGUUUGUAAUCAUUACUGUAAAUGUGGAUGAAAAGAUUUUUGUUGAAAUUUCAGUUGUGUACCUUGAGGACAAAAACACCCUCAACAGUGUUUGGAUUCUGUCAUUUAAAGUUCGUUUUACACUUUUUCAAAAAAGGAAAACUGACCAUCUAAGUUCAUUGUGCAUAAGAUGCUUUAUUUAGGCCACCGUGUCUUUUCACAUGUACUUUGCUCUUGUCAAAGCAUUCUUUUAAAAAAAAAAAAAAACAAUAAUGUCACUGAUUAACAAGUGUAACAUGUACCUAUGAAUAUAUUUGUGUAAAUAAUGUUUUUAAUCAUACUUUUCUAAGUAGAGUAAAUAAAAGCCAUAUAUCUGGGACAGAUAAUGUGAACCUAGAGGCAACACACUUGUGUUUAUAUGUUCAACAUUGUUUGAUGAAAAAGCUCCGGCUGUGUACAGUCCACACCCGUCACUGGUUAUUGAAAUGUCGUGAGUUUGUUCCAGCUCAAGUAAAUAAACCAAUUUGCUGAUA
Messenger RNA from Betta splendens (Siamese fighting fish), 8960 nucleotides. It is a transcript of the gene dido1, whose product is annotated as death inducer-obliterator 1. The record is from RefSeq and is a predicted model, not a curated record. Lineage: Eukaryota; Metazoa; Chordata; Actinopteri; Anabantiformes; Osphronemidae. Gene Ontology annotation, cellular component: nucleus. Bases 523 to 8397 code for a protein of 2624 amino acids. The transcript has 18 exons. Gene Ontology annotation, biological process: apoptotic signaling pathway; DNA-templated transcription.